AUGCAGUUCUCCGCAAUCUUCGUCCUCGCCAUGGCUGCCUUUGCCUCUGCCGCUUCAUCUGCCAAGACCUCUUCCUCCAUGUCCUCGACUGGAUCCAUGACAUCCACCGGUACUGCUAAGGCCAGCGCAACAUCAAAGUCCAAGGGCGCAGCUACCGCAGCUACCGGUCUCCCCAUUCUUGCCGCUGGAGGCGCUAUUGGUGUCGCUGUCUUGGGCUUGGUCGUAUAG
Messenger RNA from Ramularia collo-cygni, 228 nucleotides. RefSeq lists its product as uncharacterized. Bases 1 to 228 code for a protein of 75 amino acids. The transcript has a single exon. The record is from RefSeq and is a predicted model, not a curated record. NCBI's taxonomy places the organism in Eukaryota, Fungi, Ascomycota, Dothideomycetes, Mycosphaerellales, Mycosphaerellaceae.